AUGCCUCGCAAGAAGAAGACUCCCAACGCCGGCGCCGGUGCUGCCGCUGGUGCUGCCGCUGGUGCUGCCGCUGGUGCUGCCGCUGGUGCUGCCGCCGCCCGCGAAUACACCGACUCUGAGCACAAGCUCAUGGUCGCCAUCAUGGAGCUCAUGCCGCGCCCUUCCCUCGACUACAACGCCCUCGCCGCCAAGCUCGGCUCCGCCAGCGUCAACGCCGCCCGCAUGCGCGUCACUGCUGCCGUCAACAAGCAUCCCACCUGGUUCACCGGCCCCGACGACGCCACCAGCAACGACGGCGAUGGUACCCCGGUCGAGAAGCCCCCCAUCAACCGCACCCCGAAGAAGAAGGUGCCGUCCGGCGAGGAUGACGAUGAGAAUGCCGAGGAGCAGGCCACGCCCCCCAAGAAGAAGGCUCGUACCGACAAGGUCAAGCAGGAGCUGGAGGAUGGCAUUGAGGUCCAGAAUUGA
Colletotrichum orchidophilum is the source of this 468-nucleotide messenger RNA. RefSeq lists its product as uncharacterized. The transcript has a single exon. The record is from RefSeq and is a predicted model, not a curated record. The coding region runs from base 1 to 468 and encodes 155 amino acids. NCBI's taxonomy places the organism in Eukaryota, Fungi, Ascomycota, Sordariomycetes, Glomerellales, Glomerellaceae.